UGAAGCCAGUUCAGAGAAACGACGCAGACAUGAUGCGUGAUGCUAGGCACUGAGUCUCGCCAUGUUAAUACUGUGCACUUGAGACCGGGUGCAUGUGUGCGCGCUUGAGUGCGCGCGCGGCCGCCGCUGUCCCUCCUGUCCCGGCUCGCGCAGGGGUUUAAAGCCCGAGCGGCGUGGGUUCCCAGACUGCACACCUGGAUGCUGCGGGGCGGGGGAGACAGGUGUGCGAGCCUGCGAGCGCUGAUUGGCCGUCCGUGCCGCGCCUUCCUUGAAUUGCUACCUGCUAGGGCUGGCCCCGCACGGCUGGCCCUUCCUCACCUGCGGCUAGCUUUCCUUGUCCCUGCAGGAGGCGGUCCACGAGCUGCUGUUGCAGGCCGGUGGAGUGCUUGCGGGCCCGGCGUCCCGCGGAGAAGAUGAACGGUCCCAGCUCCAGGUCCAGCCACCUGUCGCAGCCGGUGGUGAAGAGUGUGCUGGUGUACCGCAAUGGGGACCCCUUCUUCGCCGGGCGCCGUGUCGUCAUUCACGAGAAGAAGGUGUCCAGCUUCGAUGUCUUCCUCAAAGAAGUGACUGGCGGUGUGCAGGCGCCUUUUGGGGCGGUUAGGAACAUCUACACCCCGAGGACGGGCCACCGCAUCCGGAAGCUGGACCAGAUAGAGAGCGGGGGCAACUAUGUGGCUGGGGGCCCGGAAGCUUUCAAGAAACUCAAUUACUUGGACAUAGGCGAAAUCAAGAAAAGACCAAUGGAAGCUGUUAAUACUGAGGUGAAACCUGUCAUUCACAGCAGGAUCAAUGUGUCCGCCCGCUUCAGGAAGUCACUGCAUGAGCCCUGCACCAUUUUCUUGAUUGCAAAUGGAGACCUCAUAAGCCCGGCUUCUCGCCUCCUCAUCCCUAAAAAAGCUUUAAAUCAGUGGGAUCAUGUACUACAAAUGGUCACAGAGAAAAUAACUCUCCGGAGUGGGGCUGUCCACAGGCUAUAUACGUUAGAAGGAAAACUGGUUGAGAGUGGAGCAGAACUGGAGAAUGGACAGUUCUAUGUGGCCGUCGGCAGAGAUAAGUUUAAGAGACUACCGUACAGUGAGUUACUUUUUGACAAGUCAGCAAUGAGAAGGCCUUACGGUCAGAAAGCGUCUUCACUCCCUCCCAUGGUUGGAUCCAGGAAGUCUAAAGGGAGCGGAAAUUAUCGGCAAUCUAAGUCAACCAUCGGCUCCAGUGAUAACUCAUCUCCUCAGCCUCUGAAAAGGAAAGGGAAGAAAGACUCAAACUCAGAAAAACCCACGAAAGUGAAACAGAGUGUGAAGUCAAAGACUUCCCACCAAGCAAUCCCAGACAAUGUGUGGAAGCCCAGCCUAUGGGAUGGUGCCACCCACAUUCAAGGUGAAGGCAUUUUCAAAGCUGGAGCAGAGAGAUCUGAAACAAGGGGGGCAGCAGAAGUUCAAGAAGAUGAAGACACCCAGGUUGAGGUUCCAGUGGACCAGAGGCCAGCAGAAAUAGUUGACGAGGAAGAAGAUGGAGAGAAAACAAGCAAAGAUGCCAACCAGAAGGAAGACUUUUCAGCCAUGAAUGGUGAGACUGAAGACAGAGGGGGGAGUAAAGCGGCUGGUGCCCCUGAGCAGGAGGAGGGAAUCCCAGACCACGGGGAGAAGAAGGCAAGCCCCUCCCGGGUAAAUGGUGGCACGGACGAAGAGAAUGGGGAGGAACUGGACCAGGUUGCCGAGGAGCUCCAACCAACAGUGGACGAGAAAGGAAAGGCUGAAGGAGACAACAGUGGGCAAGAUGAGGCUGGUUUGGAUGCUCAAAGACCACCAAGACCAGAAGUGACAGUCACCAGCCCUCAAGAGAAUGAAGCAAACAAGGCCUCUUCUGCUGUGGCAUAGAUGGUUUAAAGCAGAGAAUAUGAGCGAUGUGAGAGGAUGCAGAGCUAUAAUACUUGAAUAAUGAGCACAGCAUCUCUUCAUGUAGAAUGUGGCAAUGUGGUGGAGGCCCUACCUAUUGCAUUUAAAAAAUAGUAGCUACAUGAAAGGAAGGGUUAGGACAUUUGUAACUCAAUAACUUAAGCUUAUGACAGGUGUUUAAAAAAUUCCUUAAAAAAAAUUCCUUUUAGAAGAACAAAAGAGAGACAGAGGGGAUUUGCACCUUAAGACAGCAGCUGGCUACCUGUGUUUGUAAAGGGGAAAGACAUGGGCUAGCUCCCAUUAGAUACUUUAUCAUAGACUUGGAAGCAAGAAUACUGGCAGCUUGUUCUAAAGCAUUUAUCUAGGAAUGUAUAGAGUUUUUAAGAAUUGGUAAUAGGAGAAACGUGUAUUAUGUUCUUGAAGCAAUAAACUGUUGAUUGAACAAAUUGCAGUUUAGUUUCAGAGAUAAUUUGGAGAUGGCAAUAGAUCCGAACACUCUGAAGCUGGUGACAUUCCUUUCUUCCUCCAGCCAAGGUCCACCUUGGGCAAAGUCAAAACACAGCCCAAGGUGUCACCUGGUCAGAGGAAAAGCUUCCAGAGCGCCUGGUGAUUCAUGUCAGGUGUGUUGGAUGUGACUGGCACACUCUCAGGCAGGAACCAGAAAGUAUGACCUAGACAUCGUGUGGUUUUUUUCACUGCUAUGUUUUCACUGUGUCUGUACAAGGAACAAAGCCUUUCCUUCUCCUAUAUGCUGUUGGGAAACCCAAUAUUGGUUAAUAUUAAAUUCUUUUCAGGAUUUUAAAAAUGAACUUUUUAUUAAACACAAAGGAACAAAAAAGGAAGCAAAAGCAGAACAAUUUAUGGCGAUCCAAUUCCUUAGCUACUUGCCUUUUGCUGAAAUGACUGUCAUGGCUGCUUAGAUUAUGUCCAUCUGUCCAUGUACUCAUCCAUCUGUCUGUCUGUCCAUCCAUCUGCACAUGUAUCUCCUAAGCUUUUAGACUUUCAAGCAGACUUUUAGACUAUUUUAGCCUUUCAAGUAGAUUCUCUCUCUCUCUCUCUCUCUCUCUAUAUAUAUAUAUAUAUAUAUCCAUCUGAUGGAAAUUGUUGAAAAAAAUUGAAAUAUUUCCAUGGCUUCUGAUUUCAGUUUGUGGAUAGAUAAACUAAUAUGUAUUCACCUUGUGAGGUUCAGAUGAAGGAAAAGAUAAUUAUGUUAGUUUGAUGAUCAUAGUAGAGAUGAUGUCUCUCCCCCUAAAUACAGAAAUAAUAUGUUUUUCUCAUUUUAAGGAAUAUAUUUUUACUCAGAAAAUGCAAACUGGAAGAUUUUAGAUUGUAGUGCCGUUGUAAGAUUCAUUACUAUUGUAAGUCUAUUUCCCCCUCUAGAUUUCACAACCAACCAUCUGGGAACAAAAUAGUUGGGAGUUAUAUAUACUAAAGCAAUGUAGAAAAUAGAUGUAUUUUUCCCCAGAGCUAUUUUGAUUCUUCCAUAAAUAGAAAAUAUGAGCAGAGCUUAUGACAUCACAGUGUUUGAGGGAGAUCAUGACACAGGGCCUGGGAAUCCAGGAGGAUGGGCUUUAACUGGGGCACAGUCUGGGCAGUGCUUUUUGUGCAUACACUUACUUUUAACACGCAUGGACUGCCAGAAGCCAUCUUGCACUGUUAGGAAAACAGAGAUGCUCUCCUUCUGAUAUGACUUUCCAGCAUCUGGGGUUGAAGAUUCAAAUAUCUUACAAAAGUUGAAUAUAAGAAGUUUUAACAAAGCCUCAAACUGAUUCUCCUUCUCACCAUGAAGGGUGUGUCUUCUUAAGGAAGCAUCACUCUUUGCCCCCCACCCUUCACGUCACUGUGACACUUGGGUUUUGUGGGUUCUCUUGCCAGCUGUCUUAAUGAGGAACAACACUGAUACUUCACAUAAAAAAACAAACUCUGAGAUCUUAACAUUUCAAGAAGGUUAUAGGCAUAGUAACAACCAUAGAAUGUUGAAAUGCGUGGGGGUAUCAUCAUCAUCUGUGCUUGCAUGGGACCCAAACUUGUGACUCAAAUCAAAACCACCUCUAUAUGUUGUCUAGCCAAACAUGUAAUCCUUUACUGGGGACUAAAACUAUAGGCAUAACUGUGAAGGUGACCUUUAUAGAAGUUGAAGUUCAGUUCACCUCUCAAAAGUGUUGGUCUCCCCUGUGGAAAUUGGGUAGCAAUGACAAAUUAGGGCCACAUGUAAGUGAGACUUACUGACAAAUUUGGGAAUUACACAUAGAGCACAUGGAUGAGGGCUUGGUGAAGGGUUAUGUGUCAUUCAUAAUGAAGGCUCCUGGAUAUAUACCUGCAAUGCCUUGCUUUGAAGUGUCAGUUCUUUGCAAUUUCUUAGUUUUAAUUUUAUGUCAGUAAUGCCUUAGCCACAUUUCAAUUUUAAGGGCACUCAUGAUCAUCUGCUGAUGGAAUUGAAACAUGGGUAGUUUUGCACUUGACUAGAGUAACCUUGACUAAAGUCGUCUUCAGAUGAGAGGGAUGUGCUGCAUGUUUUGGCCUGUGUUGAAGCCACAGUUGCCUGCCCAUCAGCUUCCUGUUACUAUGACUACAGGGCAGCCCCCCCCCCUCUAGGUUUUCCUGGGGCCCUGGGGAGACUUGUUAUUUAAGACAUUUUUCUUGCAUUCUAUUUUUUAAUGUCAGAAUGCCAGACUCAUAGGAAGAGCAUGAUAAGGUCAUGUAUCCAGUUCAAGUCUAAAGGGUGCAUUCUUGUGUGGUGUCUAAUGACAUACCACAUCAGAAGUGAUGCUGGUAUCUUUCCUAGGGUAGUCCUAGGGUAGGGCUAAAACAGUACAAACCUCAGAGUUUUCUUUAGGGGGAUGGCAUGAUGGCUCAGCAGUUAAAAUGCCUGCUACCAAGCCUGAUGUCCUAUACUGUGACAUGUAUAUAUCAAAGUCAUCCCCAACACACACACACACACACACACACACACACACACACACACACACACACACACAGAGUUAAAUAAGUAAGUAUAAAUGCUUUGUUUUCUUUAGGCAACCUGCCCUAUGCACAGAGGAUGGAUUUCACUGGUUUAGAGAAGAUAAUGAAUGUGCUUAAAGCUGUGGCUGCUGUCGGGCACAGCAGCUCAUACCUGUAAUCCCACAACUUGGGAGCAGGAGGUGGAUCAAGAAUUAAAGGUUAAAGCACACUUGGCUACACAGUGUGCUUGAGGCUAACCUUGGCAACAUGAGAUCCCUGUUAAAAAACAAAACAAAACAAAACAAAACUGACCAACCUAGCAACCAACCUACCUACCUACCCACCCCAAGCUAAAGCUAAACUUGCUGCCACAGAAAAAUAGGAAGCUAUAUUCAUCAUAGGUAGCCAGAAGGCAUACUGUGAUUCUAACAUGUCGUGUAAAGAAUCAACUCUACACGUUUACUGUUGCUGUUAAAGUAGCAAAAGCGAAGCUAAAGGGUAAGUUAAUCUGAGAGGAGAAAACUCCCCAUCUGAACUGGUGCCAAUCAGAAGAAAACGUAACACCCAGUGCGCGCGUAUCUACCAGUCCUUCCAAGGGUGUGCUCAUAUACUCUCAGGCAUUAAGAAGGACCUCCUUAGUGCUCUGCACAGAGUAAGGCUCUCGCAUGGGGAGAAGCAGAGCUAACAGUGUGAGAGCAAACAGUAAGAGACUACUGUUAUAUCAGCCUUAAUAUUGCAUUACUGGGACCAAGAGAUACAAUAUAUUUCCCCAAUAAGACAGUUACCAGCAUCACUUAAAGUAAGCAUGGUGGCACAUGACUACUACCCCAGUGCUCUAGAGGUAGAGGCAGAGGGGUCCAAAGUUCAAGGUCAUUUCCAGCUGCCCAGUGAGGUCCAGACCAGUGUGAGCUAUAAGAGACCCAUUUAAAACAAAACAAAACAAACAAAACAAAACAUAACAAAACAAACAAAAAAGAGGAAGAGAUGCUAAAAUUAGGUUUAGUUACAUUUUUAAAAAUGAGAGAUGAGCACCUUGUUGCCUGAACUGAUGACAGGCAACAGUCUCUGCGGCAGCCUAAAGUAUCAUGUGGACUUUUGUGGGGCAGAGGGAGCAGGGAGAAAACCUGGAACGACUCCUUGUAUCCAGAAACCAGGUACAACACAGAGUGACUCUAAUACAUUGUCACCCUGGGCAGGAACCAGUUUCUGAAGGUUAGUCUGCUUUUCUAACCAGAGACACUUGGAGUUCUUUUUCACUGAUUGGCAUGUUCAUAAACAUAAGGCGUUUGCUUGACACAUACCCUGGUAUAUAGACAGGUCUAGCUUUUGCGUUGUAUAUUUUGUCCCAUGAAGUUUGGAAGUCAGGAGGGGAAUGAAACAAUGUCCCCAUACAUUGAGCAAGAAACUCAGCAUUGUUGUAAAAGAGUCAACACCUGAAAGAGAUGUGCAAUUAGGAAAGAAUUAAAAAUAAUAAUUUAAAAAGCACUUAUAAAAUA
Molecule: messenger RNA, 6331 nt
Organism: Mus caroli (Ryukyu mouse)
Lineage: Eukaryota; Metazoa; Chordata; Mammalia; Rodentia; Muridae
Gene: Dcdc2
Product: doublecortin domain containing 2
Biological process (GO): intracellular signal transduction; dendrite morphogenesis; regulation of cilium assembly
Cellular component (GO): microtubule organizing center; axoneme; microtubule
Source: RefSeq, a predicted model, not a curated record